UUCAAGCUUUGAGGUGCGUUUGGACUUUUAAAAACGGGAUAACGAAAGCAGGUUGGUUAGUUGUCCGGUUAUGGGCCCCGCGUUUCCUCAUCGGAGCGCGAACAGCAACGCCAUGUCAGAAGCUUUUAUUCUAGAGCUGACUCAAAACUUCCGAAAAUACCCCUGUUCGUUAUUCUUGUCUUCAAGUUCCAACCACUUCCAAGCAUCCCAAAUUUGCCACGUCAGUGGUCCGACCCCCACCCCCACCCCGCAAACCCCAUCCACUUCACAAUCUUCUUGCUCACAGAAAUCUUUAAUGAUAGAGAUUGAACAAAGAUUAUACUUUUGUUUCAGUUUCAGGUACACAUUAUCUUACCUUCUUUAAUUCUAACUGUUUCUUAUAACGCUUAGUGGGUUCUUAAUUAUUUAUUGCGGUGUGAUAAGAAAACCUUGAUAAAUGCAUAAAGGUGCCAUCUUUUUGUGAGAAUAUGGGAAUUUUGCCUUGUGGGUUUUUAAAUUCCUUCAUUUCAAUGCUGAAAUAGAGAAAUCUUGGAAAGUUUAUCUUUUUCUAGCCUGUGUGUAAUUUUCUGUAUCGAAAUCAGUGUAAUUCCCAUCUCUCUCAUUUGCUCUUCAAGCAAUGUAUUAAUGCAGCCUGUCUUGAUUUACUUAUUUGGCUAAAAUAUGUUACCAAAUGUGUAUUCUUGCUGGACAUUACAUUCAGCGAGUUAGGUCCUUUCAGCCAAAUAACCCUCACCAAACAGUCCCUCUUAUCCCCUCUCUCUUUCUGUCACUCUGUCUUUACAGGAAUGGGGAGGAAAUCAAGCUGGCUUUCUGCUUUGAAGAAAGCUUUGAGUUCAGAAACUAAGAAGAAAGAUAAGGUUGUUCAUAAAUCAAAAUGGUUUGGGAAAGAAAAGAGGGCAGAUUUGGAAAGCCAUGUAACCAUUCCCCCUACCGACCAAGUGAAAUUGAUGGAAGCGAAGAAUGAACAGAACAAACAUGCUUACUCGGUAGCUAUAGCCACCGCCGCAGCUGCCGAAGCAGCCGUUGCAGCCGCUCAGGCGGCUGCAGAGGUUGUUCGACUCACAGCUGCAGCCCGUUACUUGGGUAAAUCAAAAGAAGAGAUAGCUGCUAUCAAAAUACAAACCGCUUUUCGUGGAUACAUGGCUAGGAGAGCAUUGCGAGGUCUGAAAGGUUUAGUGAGGUUGAAAACAAUGCUUCACGGGCAAUGUGUGAAGCGGCAAGUCGCCUCAACCUUAAAGUGUGUGCAAACAAUAGCUCGUGUGCAGUCUGAAGUUCGUUCUCGAAGAUUAAAAAUGUGGGAGGAGGAAGAACAUGCUCUCCAAAGACAGCUCCAGCAAAAGAGGCACGAGAACGAUAUUGAGAAAUUAAGAGUACUUCAAUGCAGUGAAUAUUGGAAUGUCAGUACACAGUCUAAAGAGCAGAUUGAAGCAAAUAUGCAGAAUAAACACGAUGCUACCAAGCGUAGGGAAAGGGCAUUGGCUUAUGCUUAUACUCAUCAGAAACUAAGGAACUCCCCGAGAUCCAUGAACCAAACGAUCAUGGACCCGAAUAAUCCCCAUUGGGGUUGGAGUUUGUUUGAGCGGUGGAUGGCUGCCCGGCCGCAGGAGAGCAAAAGCUCUUCCUGUACUGAGCUAACAGAUGCUUCAACUCCAUUACAUAGACCAAACAAAGAACACCGCUCACGUCAUGGCUUACAAUGGCCUUCUACACCCACCACUAAGUCCAAAAGAAUGAGGCCUCAAAGCCCGAGGACAAGCUAUGCGGAUGACGAUUGGAGAAGCAUGGGGAGUGCUCAAUCAGAACGUUGUCCAAGGUAUAGUAUUGCAGGGUCAUCAUCAAUGAGAGAUGACAUUAGCCUUACCAGUUUGCCCGCAAUUCCCGGUUAUAUGACUCUAACUGAAUCAGCAAAGGCAAGAUCACGUUUUCCUAGUCACUUGUCAUAUUCUGAGAAGGGAACAUUAAUAGGAUCUGUAAGUAAACGUCUGUCUUUCUCCGGAUCCUCUGGUGGACUAAGGAGGCAUUCUGUUCCAUCCAAGGCAGAUAUAAGCUUUGGUAAUUACCUUAAAGUAGUUUCCUAAGGGCCAGUUUGGACGGAGGAGUUUUGGAGGGAAUGUUUGAUGAGUUUACUUGGUUUAGUUUAUAUCUUGAUGUAUGUAUAUAUAAUGUUAAAAGAUGACUCGAAAUGUUAUAUGGCCAUAUUUUAUGUUAUCACUUCUAUUUAUAUAAAACUUCAAAUACCAUCU
Messenger RNA from Cuscuta europaea, 2243 nucleotides. The record is from the annotation of a GenBank genome assembly. NCBI's taxonomy places the organism in Eukaryota, Viridiplantae, Streptophyta, Magnoliopsida, Solanales, Convolvulaceae.